AUGGCAGUACCAAGUGAACUAGAACAACAUCGCUUUAAUAAAUAUCAGCAAUCGUUUAAUAAGCCUCAUGACUUGAGUUGGCAUCAAGAAAUCUAUAAGAAAUAUGGCUAUGAACCCAAACACAAAAAUCCAUCUUAUUUUGGGCCUUAUUUGUUAUUGCAAACAUUAGGUGAAGGUGAAUUUGCUAAAGUCAAGGCCGGAGUUCAUGUAAAGACAAAUCAAGAGGUGGCUAUCAAAUUAAUGAGAAAAGACCUUGUUAAACACGCAGCACUAGAGACAAAAUUAGAGAGAGAAAUCUCUGUUCUUAAAUCUGUUCGUCAUCCUUAUAUUGUUCAACUCUUUGAAGUCUUGACAAUAAAGAAUUAUAUUGGCAUUGUAUUACAACGUGCAGCAGGUGGUGAAUUGUUUGAUUAUAUAUUAAAACAUCAUUAUUUACAAGAAACGGAAGCAAAGCGAUUAUUUGCUCAGCUAAUCAGCGGUGUUCAUUACAUGCAUCAAAAGCAUAUUGUUCAUAGAGAUCUUAAGCUGGAAAAUCUACUUUUGAGUAAAGACCGUAAUAUUAUCAUUACUGAUUUUGGAUUUGCGAAUCGUUUUCAAGUUGCUCAAGAAGAUUUAAUGGUCACUUCAUGCGGUUCACCAUGCUAUGCUGCUCCUGAACUAGUGAUCAAUGAUGAUAGCCAUUAUGUAGGCACAGCAGUCGAUAUUUGGUCGUGUGGCGUAAUUCUGUUUGCCAUGCUGUGUGGUUAUUUGCCCUUUGAUGAUGAUCCAAAUAACCCUCAGGGGGCUAAUAUCAACGUGUUGUACAAAUAUAUAGUGAGCACUCCACUUGAAAUACCGAACACCAUGAGUGUGGAUGCAACCCACCUGCUUCGUCGGAUGCUUGUACCGGAUCCUACUAAGAGAUGUACAAUGGAAGAAAUUCGAUCGCAUCCUUGGUUAAGCGAUCACUGGGAUUUGCUGAACCAGUCCAUUGAAGAGCUUGAGCAACAAAUGGAUCACCUGACUAUUUCGGAUCCUCAGCCCGUUGUUGUGGUUGCUCAACAUGACCCACCACCACCCACUCUACCACCAAAACCUCCUGUACCUGCACCUACACUUUCUACAAUUGAAAAACCAAUUGCUAUUGUGCCUGUUUGUACUACACCUCAAGAAGAUGAUGAAAUACCUUCUCUUGAAGUAAAGAGUGUCACUUUAGAACAACCACCUGCUACUUCAUUCCUUCAUGAUAAAUUCCUGAAGCUUCAACGUCGUGUCUCAACAAACUCUCAUUCUUCCUCUUCUUCUUCAACAAAAAGACAGUCUAUCUAUAACGACAAGAUACCCGACCGCUCACAAAGCGUUCAACCUCAAAAAGCACGUCGUGAUAGAACUAUUAGUGAAAGUUAUACUACUUCUAUAGAUGUCAAGAAAUCAUCUCAUCACCAAUCACUGCAUAUUCUACCCUCUGUUUCAGAGCAAUCAACAGUGACCCUCUCAGCUCAUAAAAGAACAAAAGGACAAAAGCUCAUGGACUGGUUUAAACGUAAACCAUCACAAAGUACCAAAUUUCCUCGUUCAAAUGCAGCCAAUCAUACGCAUAUGCCAGCAAUCGAAUCAUUAGACAGAUUUCCAUUACCAGAACGACCUAUCAGCGCACUGCCUAACCCUAUUCGCGCCAUGCCAAUUGGUAAGCCGUUGGGUUCCUAUGCUGCAGAUUUCAAUGACUCCAAACUCCGAUUACACAAAGGUGCUGUAGAUCAAGAUGCACUCACUUCCAAAGCACCCAACGAAGUAUUGCAGACAAUCAAGGAGUCUUUGUCCAUAAUGGGCAUAGGCAUGAAACGAUGCCAUGACUUCAAAGUCAAAUGUGUACGUCCUGCUCGUCAACAUCAUGGUCAGUAUAGAUCAAGAAAAAUCAGUGCUGCACCAUUCAAAUUGUUCUUUCACCCUAAUGCUACGCAUAGCUCAAAUGAUAGAAGGACUCAAGCAGCAGGAAAUGUCAUUUAUGGCGAGCAAGGCAUUGAUUCCGGUGAUGAAGUUCAAUUUACAGUGGAAUUAUCCAAGAUUGAAAACUUGCCCGGACUGUAUGUGGUAGAUAUCAGAAGAACCCGUGGUAACAUUUGGGCCUUUAAGUUCCUGUAUCAUACAUUACUCGAUUUAUUGAAUUUGAGUGGUCAGAGUGGUAUGGGGUACAUGGCUCAUCGACGUGUGUCGGAUGCAGAAAUAGAGAAUCAAGACCAGCAAAAAAACCGUAUUAGUUAUAUGACUACUAGUAGCAGUAGCAGCAGCAUGAUGGUUUUUGAAGAGUCACAUAAAUAA
Gilbertella persicaria is the source of this 2298-nucleotide messenger RNA. Its product is annotated as kinase-like domain-containing protein. Lineage: Eukaryota; Fungi; Mucoromycota; Mucoromycetes; Mucorales; Choanephoraceae. Gene Ontology annotation, biological process: microtubule cytoskeleton organization; intracellular signal transduction; protein phosphorylation. The transcript is spliced from 6 exons. The record is from RefSeq and is a predicted model, not a curated record. Gene Ontology annotation, cellular component: cytoplasm. The coding region runs from base 1 to 2298 and encodes 765 amino acids. Gene Ontology annotation, molecular function: ATP binding; protein serine/threonine kinase activity; tau-protein kinase activity.